AUGGUUGGCGUCAUUCUGGAAACACUUAAUUCGAAGAAGCUAAUAGCGUUCGGCGUCGUCAUUUUACUUGCACAAACUGCAUUCUUUCUCAUCGGUGGUCUUAUCUCACCAGCGCCGCAUUCAAGCGAACAGAUUCUUUUGUCAAAAUGUAUUGAUAACGAAAGUACUCCAGAAACGUUCGCUAACAAAUGGUUCUUCUUAAGACCACAGCUCUCGAAUUAUACUUGCAAAAAUGUUGUUGAUGGACCCUUGGAUGAAAUGAAUAUAACUGCCGAAAAUAUUGUUUUCGUUGCCCAAUUUCCGCAUCCUAGGUCGGGGGUUGAUCUCAAGAUGACACGUUGGUUUCAGCAAGUAAUCGCCGUACUUUGGCUCGAAAUCGCUUGGAAGUAUGACAUAGAGGUUAAGUCAGAUGCGUGGUUGACGUUUGACGUAAGGCUGGGCUAUCGCAAUGACGGUGAUCCGCCAGAGGCUUGGAAGGAGAUAGCGCGCUCCCAAGAGAUACGCCCACUUUUCUGCAGUCUUGAAAAGAGUGCCGCGAGUGAGGCAGGGCAUAAAUCCAAUGAGGAUUUCGGGUUUUAUGAUUGCGAAGUGAUGCCCCUUUUCACUUUGGGCAGCUGCCACCAUCAAAACUACCUAGUCAAUAUCCGGAUUCCUCACGAUCCUGUCAAAGGAAUAAACCAAGGAAUUGGUGUUCUUCAAGAUGUUUGGAUGGUAGAAAUCCAUCAAAACGGCGGCUUCACAAUGGUGUGGUUCGCUUUGAAAACUUUUCUGUUCCCGAUUGCGUUGUGUACGGUCGUAUUCUUUUGGCGCCGUGUUCUUGAGCUCGACCGCUCGCCUACACUAAUGGAGCGCACAAUCUUUGCCCUCGGUUUGGUCCUCUGCAUUUUUGAUUGUCCUGUUGAGUGGUUGUCCCUUAAGUUUGAUGUCUCCUUUUGGCUUGUACUUUCUGACAUUCGUCAAGGCGCGUUCUACGCAACCUUAGCCUGCUUCUGGCUGGUCUUUACAGGCGAGCAUCUGAUGGAUUCAACCUACGGUCACCGCCAUCCGACACGAUUUGGCCUUUCUGUGUAUUACUGGCCGAAAUUGCUGCUUGUUGGUGGCUGUUGCUCGGCAAUGAGUAUAUUUGAACUAGCUGAACGUGGAGUCCAACUACAUAAUCCAUUUUACAGCAUUUGGUCGCAUCCCGUAGCAGCGAAACUAGGCUACUCAAGCGUUAUUUUGGGUGGAUUGUGUGCCGCUGCUUACUUCCUCUACCUCGCUGCGCUGAUCUGCCAGGCACUUUGGCAAAUUUUCACGAAACGUCGUCUACUUCCCUCCUUGCAAGCUAAUCAGCGAGUCUACUACAGUGGGCUCAUCUAUCGCUUCACAGCUCUUCUCAUUUAUACCGUUCUCUGCGCUGCCCUCACCGUUAUUUUUUACAUCUUCAGUCAGGCAAACGAGGAGCGAUGGAAGUGGGGCAGCCAUCGUAUUGAAUAUACAUCAGCAUUUAUUACAGGCGUCUACGGCAUGUGGAACGCCUACGUGGUCACAAUUCUCUGCCUCUAUGCGCCUUCGCACAAAUUCCGAUCAUCGAAUGGUCAUCAAAUGGUAGAACAUCUUUUGGUGAGCAGCGAUAGUGUUGGCGAAUGUUCACCGGUGGAAGGGCAGCGCGGAGUAGAGUUGAAACACGAUGACAGUGGACCAGCAGAAAAUAUCAAACUGGUUCCCGCUCAUGGGCUCUCCUUUUUCACCAAAACGGCUCAGGAGUGA
Molecule: messenger RNA, 1749 nt
Organism: Hydatigera taeniaeformis
Lineage: Eukaryota; Metazoa; Platyhelminthes; Cestoda; Cyclophyllidea; Taeniidae
Source: the annotation of a GenBank genome assembly